UAUCGAGUUAUCUCAGUGAUUCAAGGUCUUCGUCUGAUGCAGUUAAUCGACUCGCCACACAACACUGUGCAGCAUCAGCGGAAGGAAGCUGCGUCGCGCUAAUGAAUCCGUCGACGCGCGCGGGCUAAUCGAGUGGGGGCGGAACACGCACGAGAGUGAAGAGAGAGAGAGAGAGAGAGAGAGAGAGAGAGGGAGAAGGGAAAGGACCGACGCAGCUCGCAGUACUUAGGUAGUAGUUAGCCCAGCAGUCGCGACUGCAGCGGACGAUCCACGCGCUCGCGCGGGGGCGAACUACAUUUGGUGCAGCAGGAUAUUAAAAUAUACAACACAGCAGCGGCAGAGAAGAAAUUCGCGGAUUGCAAUCCCGGGGGUGAACGCUCCGCAAUCCCAGCGAGACAGCAAUAAAGAAGUUAUUAUAAGUAAUACAACGUACAACGAUCGUGUAUGCGUAUACUUAUACUGGAAACAUACGUAUAGGCAAAGGAAUCAUAAUAUCGAGGGAUCACGCGAAGGUUUACACAGUGGGUGUGCGUCUAUACUCCAGGCCAAGUAUUUGAACAUCUAGUCAAUAGAAUUCGAUUAUGAUAAGACAGCUCGGUGUGAGCGCCGAUAAGAGUUUCGGCAUCGUCGCCGGCACUUGCACGCUCAUUGAAGCUCGACAGAAGGCAAUCCCUCUGCUGUAAUGUGGAUAUACACGAGGCGGAAGAGACUUGUUUAUCAAUUAAAAAUUUGACUACUAUAGCUGCUACUUACGAUCGGACGCCCUCUUAUUAUCGGUCGGAUUCUGCUGCUGCUGAUAUGGUUUAAAUAAGCUAAUGCCAUCAGUGCGCAUUGUAGCUCAUUUUAGUCUCUAGCUGAUAGUCGUGCAUUGCACAUCGUACCACCAAGACCGCUUAGUAUUAUUCUAGAAGCAUGGCACCCUCUUUCUCGCUGGAGUUGGUCCUUUUGGCUUUCAUACUCAUAUUACCGUUCCUCUACGAAACCAGUAGGACCUUUAGGUACUACUUCAAGUUUCUCAUGUAUUACGGCUCAGUCAUGAUCAAUGCAGUGAUACUCAUACCAAUCAUGACGUUCCGUCCUAAAAAUGUGAAAAAUUUAUUAUUAGCUUCGUCUUUGUGUCAUCAUGCCAGCAGUUUACUGGGGAUCAGAUGGCAGAUCAGAGGUCGCGAGCAUUUAGAAAAGGAGCGUGCAUGCAUCAUAGUUGCCAAUCAUCAGAGCUCACUGGAUAUCUUAGGAAUGUUUGAUCUUUGGCCCGUGAUGGAUAAGUGCACUGUCGUUGCAAAGAAAGAAAUUUUUUAUGCUUGGCCAUUUGGAUUGGCAGCCUGGCUGUGUGGUCUGAUUUUCAUUGACAGAAUGAAUUCUGAAAAAGCUAGGUCAACUAUUAACACAGCUGUCGAGUAUCUUAAGGAAAAUAAGAUAAAGCUUUGGAUCUUUCCAGAAGGCACAAGACGUAACACUGGUGAAAUACACUCUUUCAAGAAGGGUGCUUUUCAUGUUGCCAUAAAUGCUCAAUUACCAAUUUUACCAGUAGUAUACUCUUCUUACUAUUUCAUGUCAAAGUCGGAAAAGCGUUUGGAUUCAGGGCGUGUGAUAAUUACUACUUUACCACCAAUCUCAACUGAAGGAUUGGAUGUUAAGGAUGUUCCUGAUUUAAUGGAAAAAACAAGAGCACUCAUGACUCAAGUAUUUCAUAACACCAACAAGGAGAUACAAUUGUCCAUGGCAUCCAAGAGACAAGAAGUCCGGUAGAGUACAAAUAAUAACUCAAAGCUUUGGAUCAUUGGUAACGAUAUGUGAAAUACUAAUUAACUAGUAUUCUUAUACACUUACUUAUAUUGCUCUAUAAUAAUUAUUAGCAAUUUGUUUUAAGAUAGGAAAUUUUGAUACUUUACUAAUAAUACUGAAUAGUUUUAUAUUUAAGUUUUUAUCUUUCUAAUAUUUCGGUAUUUUUGUUUUAUAUCAGGAAAAUUAUAUUUUAAUCACGAAAUAUUUUACAACGAAUCUGUUCCUAUGAUAUUUUAAACGUCUAGUUUUAAAAAAGUCUGAUUUUAGAAUUAAAAAACAAUUUACAGAUUGCAAUUCCAAAAAAAUGUUUAAAUAUAUUUUUACAAUUUAUCAAUUUUUAAUUAGCCAUUCAAAUUAUAUGUACUGGUAUUCGUGAUAAGAAUAAGAUAAAUCUUCUAUCAUCUUUUAUCAUAGUUUUAAAAAUAGAAAUCUUGUACUUAUCCAACUUUUUUCUAGGCUUCUUCGAUAAUCUCCUUAUCUCAUAGUAAAUGCGCACUUUCCUCUAAUGGCUAUUCACUUAAUAGUAAUUUCCAGCAUGUGAUUGCACAACUACUUUUUAAAAUUAAAAGACCAGUGGUUUAAUUCUUAAUUUAAAAGAUUGAAAUGAUUAAAUGAUGCAAGAUUUAUCUGAGAAUAUGAAAGUUCAGUAAAAGGUAUACUUUUUAACAUAAUUAUCGAAUGAAAGUGCCUUAUUUUACAUUGAACUAUUUUUAAACAUAGUUUUAGUUUUUACGCAAUAACGCUCUAAAAUUAAACUUCUGAUGAUUUUAGAAGAAAGUUUAUGAUAGGAUAUUUAAAUCUACUACUUUAUUAAUAAUCCCUAAACUCAUUUAAAAAUAUUUUCCACGUUAUCGUUACUAAAAUGAACCGGAGCAAAAGCGGGGAAUUUAGAAAAAAGAAACUGAUUGAAAGGAUAAUUUUUUGUUAAACUUUUUUAACCAUGAGAAACUGGAGGAUGCACUUUGUAUACAAAGCACAGCUAGCCAAUAACUGCGAAUGAUUAAAAAAAACAUAUUUGCACAAAAUACAAUGCUUACUGUAUAAAUGCAACAAUAUUCAUUGUAUAUUAUUUAAGCAAGUGUAAGAAUGAGUAAAAGUGUAGUCUCUCCAGUUCCUUAUUAAUUUUAACAAAGUCAAAGUCUUUAAAAUGUGAUUUCAAUGUAGACUUUCCUUAGAAUUGUGAUUUUUGAUCUUUAUUAAGGAAAACCAAAGAUAACAUCCAUAGCGAAUCUUAUUACAUAUAGUUUUUAAAUUUUAAGACUAUAUUUGUUUUUGCUGUAAAAAUAAUCUGAAUCAUGUAAGCUUAUGGCAAAUGAGAUUAAUACAACCAGUGAGAUAUGAAAUGUACAGCUUUCAACAGUCAUUGUUAAAUAGUUACUUUUUUAUUGCCUUUUUGGUGACAUUAUUAUUAAUUAUAAGUUCAAUUGCCAUUGUAUAAAGCGUUUUUAUCUGUUUGCAAAGGAAUGUAUUUUUCAGAGUGCCAAGCUUUUUUAACUUUAAUGGUUACAUUCCAGUUAUAUAUAGGUAAACUUUGCUUUUAUUUGUAAUAGUCAAUUGUGUAAAGUCAAGAAAGUAAGCUUUUAUUUGUGAAACUUUUGGUACGUAUACGAUAAGCAAGUAUGAAAAUAAAAGGUUUUUGCACGAAAAUCAUGUAUUAUCAAAAAUUUUAUUAAUAAAUAAAAAUUACACUGUAUU
Nasonia vitripennis (jewel wasp) is the source of this 3480-nucleotide messenger RNA. RefSeq names its product 1-acyl-sn-glycerol-3-phosphate acyltransferase alpha (gene Agpat1). Gene Ontology annotation, molecular function: 1-acylglycerol-3-phosphate O-acyltransferase activity. The transcript has 4 exons. Lineage: Eukaryota; Metazoa; Arthropoda; Insecta; Hymenoptera; Pteromalidae. Gene Ontology annotation, cellular component: endoplasmic reticulum; membrane. Gene Ontology annotation, biological process: phosphatidic acid biosynthetic process. Bases 913 to 1749 code for a protein of 278 amino acids. The record is from RefSeq and is a predicted model, not a curated record.